CAAACCAAAGACACUCCUUCGAUAUAAAGUAUUUUUUAACUAAAAUAAUAACCUGUCAGUUUGUCACUUUCACGAAGUUGGAGUAAUAACAUGUUCAAAUACUUAAUACAUUGGCUCGAAUCUAGGUUUUGCCUUUAGAUUUCGAGAAAAUGUACGACUAAGGAAUAAUUUUUCACUUAUGACUUCUCAAACGCCAAAUCCCAACAUCGUUCUACUUACUAGAGUCUGCUUCCCCAGCGGUCCCGGUAGACUCGGGAUGUUGUGUCUGGGUUUAGGAAUUCUGGUUAUGUAAUUUCCUCAUGAAGUUGAAAGUAAGUUUGUAGACGAAUGCACUUACAAAAUGGAUGUUGAAACUGUGGCGCACAUUUCUCGGCAACAUUAGAAGUCGGGUAAAAGUAUUGAUUUGAAGGAAAGACGAGCAGACUCUGGUAAGUCUAGAGGCUACAUACAAACUAUUAUAAAGUUAGUUCGUCUUCAGACAUUUAAUAGUCCAGAGUAGGUUUGAUCUAUGAUCACUGAUCAUCAUGUGUGUAGUGCUGGGGAGCGCGAGGGAGCACUUUCAAUUUGAGAAUACACGAAGAAAUUAUUCUGAUCAAUUCUAAAUAAAUUAUAUUUAAUUACCAGGUAAAUGGUAACGUUACUGUUACAAAAAUAUAGCAAUUUCUAAUAAGAUUUUAGGACGGUUUACUGAAGCUGAAUAGUAAAAAAACAAUUGGAGGAUGGAUUUUAUUCAUCUUCUAAAACCGGGCUCUCCGAUCCAGUUCCUGGAGAGAUACCACCCUGUAGGUUUUCACUACUAUUCAAAACUAGUCACCUGAUUAAAAUAAUUAGUUGGUUUAUAACUUAAAUCAGGUUAGUUACAACUGGGGUUGGAGUGAAACCCUACCGGAGGGUAGAGCUCCAGGAACAGGGUUGGAGUGAAACCCUACCGGAGGGUAGAGCUCCAGGAACAGGGUUGGAGUGAACUGUAAUGAUAGGCACUUCAAUAGGCUACAUCUGUCGGUACAAACUUUGAAGAAAUUUUGACGUAAUUUACAUAUUUUCUUGCGCUCCCUCACCUAAAAAAAAUACAUCACUGCUUUUCAAGCUGACCGACCUGAUGGCCUUGGCUACAUUCUCUGUCCUGCUACUGGUAGGACUAUAACAUUAUGUGAACUGACCUGAACAGGUUUAGACUGGUCAUCUAUGAUAUGUAGGUUAUAUACAGUACAUUCUCUGUCCUGCUACUGGUAGGACUAUAACAUUAUUUGAACUGAUCUGAGCAGGUUUAGACUGGUCAUCUAUGAUAUGUAGGCUAUAGCCGAGGUAUAGACCUCGAUGUGCAUAUCACUAACAACCCACUAUUAUACAUUAUAACCUAGCCUACUUUACAUAAUAUAACACCUCUUACUUGUCGCAAAAAACCUUUCUGAAUUGAUCAAUGAUUUCCCCCUCAGAUCAAUCACUCCAGUUUUAUCCAUUCUGUCUAUAUUCUCAGAUACAUUUUGAAAAUAACAGAUUGAAAGACAAUAAAUAGCUACUUUUAAUUAAUACAAAUAAGUGUGAGACCUUAACUAUAACUGUCUAUAACUACCUUAACAAACAGUGACUUAUUAUUAUUAUUAUUAUUGUUGCUGUACUGUCUAUAACUACCUUAACAAACAGUGACUUAUUAUUAUUAUUAUUAUUAUUAUUAUUGUUGUUGCUGUACUGUCUAUAACUACCUUAACAAACAGUGACUUAUUAUUAUUGUUGACAGUUACCAUGGAGAUGAAAUGUCACAACUACAUGUUCAUGUGAUGCAUUAAAUCACCUGACUGUUUCUAUGUCUGUUAGUAAAUGUUUUAUAAGAGAUAAUUAAUAAAUGAUAACAAUUGACAUUCAAGAAUUACUGUUAACCACAACCAACAUGCUGGAUCUCUGUUUAGGGGUCCAUGCCUCUAAAAUGAGUCUCUCUGAGGAGAGAGAGGAGGGGGGUCCUGCCUCUAAAAUGAGUCUCUCUGGGGAGAGAGAGGAGGGGGGCCCUGUCUCUAAAAUGAGACACUCUGGGGAACAUGACAUCAAAGCUAAGAGACCAAUCAAGCAGGAGAGACCAGCCUCCCCUGUUCCCAGCUGUGUGUCCAUGAAGAGUGACCGGUCUAUGGAACAACCUCUAACCUUUAGAGAGGGAGACUUUUCUACUGAACAAAGUCCAAUCAAGCAGGAGAGACCAGCCUCCCCUGUUCCCAGCUGUGUGUCCAUGAAGAGUGACCGGUCUAUGGGUCAUCCUAUAUCCUUUAGAGAGGGAGACUUUUCUACUGAACAAAGUCCAAUCAAGCAGGAGAGACCAGCCUCCCCUGUUCCCAGCUGUGUGUCCAUGAAGAGUGACCGGUCUAUGGGUCAUCCUAUAUCCUUUAGAGAGGGAGACUUUUCUACUGAACAAAGUCCAAUCAAGCAGGAGAGACCAGCCUCCCCUGUUCCCAGCUGUGUGUCCAUGAAGAGUGACCGGUCUAUGGAUCGUCCUAUAUCCUUUAGAGAGGGAGACUUUUCUACUGAACAAAGUCCAAUCAAGCAGGAGAGACCAGCCUCCCCUGUUCCCAGCUGUGUGUCCAUGAAGAGUGACCGGUCUACGGGUCAUCCUAUAUCCUUUAGAGAGGGAGACUUUUCUACUGAACAAAGCCCAAUCCAUCCGGAGAGACCAGACUCACCCAGCUAUCUGUCCAUGAAUAAUGACGGGUCUAUGGACAUUUUCUAUGAUUGCGAAGAUGGAUACUUUUCUGCAUUUACAGGACCAAUCAAGCGGAAGAGACCAGCCUCCCCUGUACCCAGCUGUGUGUCCAUGAAGAGUGACCAGUCUAUGGGUCAUCCUAUACUGUUCAGAGAGGGAGACUUUUCUACUGAACAUUUACAUUUAAGUCAUUUAGCAGACGCUCUUAUCCAGAGCGACUUACAAGUUGGACAAAGAAACCAACAGGAGAGAUCAGAGUCAGAGAUUCUCAGUGGUCAGUCUUCCCAGAGUCAUCAAACAGACCUGGCCUCCAUAUUCAGUUUGCUUGAAGAGUUAAUUAUGACAUUUGUGAAGAACGAGCUGAAGAUGUUCAAGAGGAUUCUUAGUCCAGAACUCCCAGAAGGCUUUGAGAGUCAGAAGCAGGAUAAGGAAGUGGUGGAUGCUGAAGAUGAGAAGCAGGAGAGCAGUGCCAGAGAGGGGGCUCUGAAGAUCACACUGCACAUCCUGAGGAAAAUGAACCAGAAGGAGCUUGCUGACACACUGGAGAAAUAUUCAGAUGAGCUAGCUGUGAUUUGCCAAAGUAAACUCAAAUCUAAUCUAAAGAAGAAGUUUCAAUGUGUAUUUGAGGGGAUCGCUAAACAAGGAAACCCAACACUUCUCAAUAAGAUCUACACAGAGCUCUACAUCACAGAGGGUGGAACAGGAGAGGUCAAUAAUGAACAUGAGCUGAGACAGAUUGAGACAACAACCAGGAAACAAGCAAGACCAGAGACUGCAAUCAAAUGUAACGACAUCUUCAAACCCUUAACUGGAGAAGACAAACUUAUCAGAACUGUGCUGACAAAGGGAGUCGCUGGCAUUGGAAAAACAGUCUCUGUGCAGAAGUUCAUUCUGGACUGGGCUGAUGGAAAAGCAAAUCAGGAUGUCCAAUUUGUAUUUUCAUUCCCUUUUCGGGAGCUGAAUUUGAUGAAAGAGGACAAACACACUUUCAUUGAACUUCUCAAUCACUUCUCAAUGGAAACCAAACAAUCAGGAAUCUCCAACUACGACAAGUACAAAGUUCUGUUCAUCUUUGAUGGUCUAGAUGAGUGCCGACUGCCCCUAGACUUCCAGAAGAACAAGAUCUGUUGGGACGUCACAGAGUCAACCUCCGUGGAUGUUCUGCUGACAAAUCUCAUCAAGGGAAAUCUGCUUCCCUCUGCUCUCCUCUGGAUAACUACCCGACCUGCAGCAGCCAAUAAGAUCCCUUCAGAGUGUGUUCACCAGGUGACAGAGGUACGAGGGUUCAAUGACCCACAGAAGGAGGAGUACUUCAGGAAGAGAUUCAGUGAUGAGGACCUGGCCAGCAGAAUCAUCUCACACAUAAAGACGUCAAGGAGCCUCCACAUCAUGUGCCACAUUCCAGUCUUCUGUUGGAUUUCUGCAACAGUCCUUGAACACAUGCUGGAACAUAAGAGAGAAGAGAUGCCCAAGACUCUGACUGAGAUGUACACACACCUUGUGGUGUUUCAUACCAAACAGAAGAAUGAAAAGUAUCUUGGGAAAGAAGAGACAGGUCCACACUGGAAUAAAGAGAGCAUUCUGUCACUGGGAAAACUGGCUUUUCAACAGCUUGUGAAUGGCAAUCUGAUUUUCUAUGAAGAAGACCUGAAAGAGGCUGGCAUUUAUGUAAAUGAAGCCUCAUUGUACUCAGGAUUGUGCACACAGCUCUUUAAAGAGGAAUGUGGGCUGUACCAGAACAAGGUGUACUGCUUUGUUCAUCUGAGCAUUCAGGAGUUUCUGGCUGCUGUAUAUGUGUUCCUCUCAUUCAUCAGCAACAAUGAGAAUCUAAUGGACAAACUGCAAACAAAGUCCAGCAUCUUUUCUUUGCUGUUCAGAGACAAUGCUGAAGUUACUUUCUACAAGAGUGCUGUAGAUAAAGCCUUACAAAGUGAGACGGGAAACCUGGACCUUUUCCUCCGCUUCCUUCUGGGCCUCUCACUGGAGUCGAAUCAGAAGCAUUUACGAGGUCUACUGACAAAAACAAGAAGCAGCUCACAGACCCAUGAAGAAACAGUGAAGUACAUCAAGGAGAAGAUCGGGGAGAAUCUCUCUCCAGAGAGGAGCAUCAAUCUGUUCCACUGUCUGAAUGAACUGAAUGACCAUUCUCUAGUGGAGGAGAUCCAAAGAUACCUGAGAUCAGGAAGUCUCUCAAAACCCAUACUGUCACCUGCACAGUGGUCAGCUCUGGUCUUUGUGUUGCUGACUUCAGAAAAGGAGCUGGAUGUGUUUGACCUGAAGAAAUACUCCAGAUCAGAGGAAGGUCUUCUGAGGAUGCUGCCAGUGGUCAAAGCCUCCAGAGCUGUUCUGCUGUCAGGCUGUGGAGUCACAGAGGAAGGCUGUGCUUCUCUGGUCUCAGCUCUGAGGUCAAACCCCUCACACCUGAGAGAGCUGGACCUGAGUAACAAUGACCUGAAGGAUUCAGGAGUGAAGCUGCUCUCUGCUGGACUGGGGAAUCCCCACUGUAAACUGGAGACUCUGAGGCUGUCAGACUGUCUAGUCACAGAGGAAGGCUGUGCUUCUCUGGUCUCAGCUCUGGAGUCAAACCCCUCACACCUGAGAGAGCUGGACCUGAGCUACAAUGACCUGAAGGAUUCAGGGGUGAAGCUGCUCUCUGCUGGACUGGGGAAUCCCCACUGUAAACUGGAGACUCUGAGGCUGUCAGGCUGUCUAGUCACAGAGGAAGGCUGUGCUUCUCUGGUCUCAGCUCUGAGGUCAAACCCCUCACACCUGAGAGAGCUGGACCUGAGCUACAAUCACCCAGGAGACUCAGGAGUCAGACUGCUCUCUGCUGGACUGGAGGAUCCACACUGCAGACUGGAGAAACUCAAUGUGGAACAUGGUGGAGACAACAGAAUGAAACCUGGGCUUAGAAAAUAUGUCUGUGAUCUCACACUGGACUCAAACACAGUAUUCAGAUACUGCUUUCUGUCUGAGGGUAACAAAAAGGUGACACAUAUGGGAAAGUACCAUCCGUAUCCUGAUCACCCAGAGAGAUUUGAGCACUGUGGAGAGGUGCUGUGUAGAGAGGGUCUGACUGGGCGCUGUUACUGGGAGGUAGAGUGGAGUGGGAGAGGAGAGAAAGAGUGGUAUGGGAGAAGGGUUGAUAUAGGAGUGACAUAUAAAGGAAUCAGCAGGAGAGGAGAGGGUGAUGACUGUUGGCUUGGAUUCAAUGACAAGUCCUGGAGUCUGCGCUGCUCUGACAACAGUUACUAUGCCAGGCACAAUAAUAAUUCCACUACCAUAGACGUCUCCUCCUUCAGCUCCCACAGAGUAGGAGUGUAUCUGGACUGGCCAGCCGGCACUCUGUCCUUCUAUAGAGCCUCCUCUGACACACUGACCCAUCUGCACACAUUCCACACCACAUUCACUGAACCCCUCUAUCCAGGGUUUCAUCUUUGGGGUUCUGGUGUCUCAGCGUCCCUUUGUCAGGUGAAUCUGAGUAACAAUGACCUGAAGGAUUCAGGAGUGAAGCUGCUCUCUGCUGGACUGGGGAAUCCCCACUGUAAACUGGAGACUCUGAGUGUGGAACAUGGUGGAGAGAACACAAUGAAACCUGGACUUAGAAAAUAUGCCUGUGAUCUCACACUGGACUCAAACACAGUAUUCAGAUACUGCUUUCUGUCUGAGGGUAACAAAAAGGUGACACAUAUGGGAAAGUACCAUCCGUAUCCUGAUCACCCAGAGAGAUUUGAGCACUGUGGAGAGGUGCUGUGUAGAGAGGGUCUGACUGGGCACUGUUACUGGGAGGUAGAGUGGAGUGGGGGAGAGGCUGAUAUAGGAGUGACAUAUAAAGGAAUCAGCAGGAGAGAAGGGGGUGAUGACUGUUGGCUUGGAUUCAAUGUCAAGUCCUGGAGUCUGCGCUGCUCUGACAACCGUUUCACUGCCUGGCAGAAUAAGAAUUCCACUACCAUAGACGUCCCCCCCUCCAACUCCCACAGAGUAGCAGUGUAUCUGGACUGGCCAGCCGGCACUCUGUCCUUCUAUAGAGCCUCCUCUGACACAUUGACCCACCUGUACACAUUCACCUCCACAUUCACUGAGCCCCUCUAUCCAGGGUUUCAUCUUUUCGGUUCUGGUGUCUCAGUGUCCCUGUGUCAGGUGUUUCCAAUGUCAAACACAACAUGAUGUUUCACUCUAAUCACUCUUAUCCAGGGUGUUUGGUAUGAAUAUCUCUCUAGUGUGUAAACCCCUCUAUCCAGGGUGUUUGGUAUGAAUAUCUCUCUAGUGUGUUAACCCCUCUAUCCAGGGUGUUUGGUAUGAAUAUCUCUCUAGUGUGUUAACCCCUCUAUCCAGGGUGUUUGGUAUGAAUAUCUCUCUAGUGUGUUAACCCCUCUAUCCAGGGUGUUUGGUAUGAAUAUCUCUCUAGUGUGUUAACCCCUCUAUCCAGGGUGUUUGGUAUGAAUAUCUCUCUAGUGUGUUAACCCCUCUAUCCAGGGUGUUUGGUAUGAAUAUCUCUCUAGUGUGUAAACCCCUCUAUCCAGGGUGUGUGGUAUGAAUAUCUCUCUAGUGUGUAAACCCCUCUAUCCAGUGUAUGACUCCUCUUCAGUGUCCCUGUGUCAGGUGGUCCCUGUGUCAGGUGGUCCCUGUGUCAGGUGGUCCCUGUGUCAGGUGGUCCCUGUGUCAAACACAACAUGAUGAUUCAAUCUAUUCUUAUGUGUUUAUUUAACUAGACAAGUCAGUUAAGAACAAAUUCUUAUUUUACAAUGACUGCCAAACCCUCCCCUAACCCAGACAAUGCUGGGCCAAACCCUCCCCUAACCCAGACGAUGCUGGGCCAAACCCUCCCCUAACCCAGACAAUGCUGGGCCAAACCCUCCCCUAACCCAGACGAUGCUGGGCCAAACCCUCCCCUAACCCAGACGAUGCUGGGCCAAACACUCCUCUAACCCAGACGAUGCUGGGCCAAUUGUGUUGCCUUUGGGACUCCCGAUCAUUAUUAUAUCGGUUGAGAUACAGCCUGGGAAUGAACCAGGGUCUGUAGUGACACCUCUAGCUCUGGGAUGCUGUGCCUUAGACCGCUGCGCCACUCAGGAGCACUUGGGUGUGUUACCCUUAACUUACCAGUCAUUUAUUGAUGUAAUGGAACACUAAGUCAAAGUUGUUCAUUAGUGGUCAGAAGUGGAUGAGAUGCCAACAUAUUUGUCUCUCAUACAUCCCACUUAUACUCGGCCCACUUACUCACCCACACACGUAGAGGGUGGAGACUUGGAGCACAGUGUCGAAAAACUCAACUCGUUGUGUUUGGAGGACAAAGAAUGCUGAGUUGCAUCCAAAUAACACCAUACAUACUGUGAAGCAUGGGGGUGGAAACAUCAUGCUUUGGGGCUGUUUUUUUGCAAAGGGACCAGGACGACUGAUCCGUGUAAAGGAAAGAAUGAAUGGGGCCAUGUAUCGUGAGAUUUUGAGUGAAAACCUCCUUCCAUCAGCAAGGGCAUUGAAGAUGAAACGUGGCUGGGUCUUUCAGCAUGACAAUGAUCCCAAACACACCGCCCGGGCAACGAAGGAGUGGCUUCGUAAGAAGGAUUUCAAGGUCCUGGAGUGGCCUAGCCAGUCUCCAGAUCUCAACCCCAUAGAAAAUCUUUGGAGGGAGAUGAAAGUCCGUGUUGCCCAGCAACAGCCCCAAAACAUCACUGCUCUAGAGGAGAUCUGCAUGGAGGAAUGGGCCAAAAUACCAGCAACAGUGUGUGAAAACCUUGUGAAGACUUACAGAAAACGUUUGACCUCUGUCAUUGCCAACAAAGGGUAUAUAACAAAGUAUUGAGAUAAACUUUUGUUAUUGACCAAAUACUUAUUUUCCACCAUAAUUUGCAAAUAAAUUCAUUAAAAAUCCUACAAUGUGAUUUUCUGGAUUUUUUUCCCUCAUUUUGUCUGUCAUAGUUGAAGUGUACCUAUGAUGACAAUUACAGGCCUCUCUCAUCUUUUUAAGUGGGAGAACUUGCACAAUUGGUGGCUGACUAAAUACCUUUUUUCCCCCACUGUAUAUCUAACUAGGUCAGGAUAUUUAGCCUCCAUAUAUCCAUUAGUUCCAAUAUAUCUAUGUUUUUAAAACAGUAUUAUAAUCUCCUACCAUAAUAAUCCAGUCUAGUGCUGUUUGCAGGGUUGAUCAUUUAUUGUAGAUAUUUUCAAACAAACGUGGAUCAUCAUUAUUUGGUACGUGAAGGUUAAUGAGCCGUAUCUGUUUAUGGUCCAAUAACACCUUGAUGAUCUGUUUGGACGAUUUGCACAUUUGGAUCAAAAUUACUGUUAAUUGAAAUCAUCACCCCAUUUUGAGUUUCUUUGCCCAUGAGAGAAGUAUAUUUCACCCUUCACCCUCCUCCCCGGUCCAUUUUCCACACAACUUCAUCUAAACUUGUUGAAUGAGUUUCCAAUAAACAAUAGAUAUUAUAUUGGUUCUCUUUGAGCCAGGGAAUAUUGUUAUUUUCUUAUCUGCUAAGCCAUUACAAUUAUAACUGGUCAUUCUUAUUUCACCAUUUACCAUAAUAAGACACAAGUUUCAAAUCUAUUCAUCAUAAUAUAUGUUGGUAAACUCACCAUUAAAAAGUACCAUAGUGAUUGAGUGUCCAAUUAUAAGUGAAAUAAUCUGUCUGUAAACAAUUGUUGGAAAAAUUACUUGUGUCAUGCACAAAGUACAUGUCCUAACCGACUUGCCAAAACUAUGGAUUGUUAACAAGAAAGGUGUGGAGUGGUUGAAAAACGAGUCUUAAUGACUCCAACCUAAGUGUAUGUAAACCUCCGACUUCAACUGUAGCUGUACCAUGAUAUUUGCAUUGAUACUAAGUAAACCUCUAAUUGUUCCCCACUAUUCCACCUUCUAAAACCCUUCCCCAUCCCGAGUUGGCUUGUCAUCCCAGUGACAGACCACCCCGACCCCCCCGGAUCCCAGGGCCCCCGAGAGACCGGGACCCAUCCUUGGAAAUGAGCACACAGUGCCACCCACAGAACAGAAGCAGAUGAGCCGCCAAAAGCAUUUCCAUCACCCUCACCUUCAUUUGUAUUAUAUAUCGCUAUUACAAAUUAUAUAUUCAAAAAAUCCUGCUGAUCUUAAAUUUCCAUAAUUAUCAAUUAAUAUUUGUAAUAAUGUAGGUAGUACAUGCAAAGGAUUGUUACCUCUUACCAGUAUUUCCAUUACAAAAAGUACAUUUAGGCAAGCAAUUAUUAUUAAAGCAAACAAUUAUUAUGAUUCAUCCUAUAUUGUCCCUAACAUCUUUAAUUCCCUAGCAGGGGGAAGAUUGACCACUGAGAACACACACACACACACACACACACACACACACACACACACACACACACACACACAACCACUUUCCCCCACUAACAACCAUAAACUCAGAUGCUCAACAGUUGUUCCAUAUGGAGUGACAUGAGUAGCUAAUAUUUAUAAACUGGAUUCUGUAAAGAGAUGAAAACAUGAUAAAUUGUAUGUGCUAUUCAGUACUAUAAUUUUGAGUCUGUAUAAUAGAUUUGAUAAAGUAAUAAUAAUAUAAAACUAUAGCUGUGUUCGAAUACUCACACUGACCAUACUAACCACACUAACCGUACUAUUUGUGACGUGAAUUGAGUAUAUAGGAUGCUAAUUGGUCAUACAAUGGAUAUAGUUAGUUUGCCAAAAGUUCCCGGAUGUCGAACAAAAUUCACCAAAAUACGAAGUAUGCAUGCAGUGGACACUUGUUUCGUCCUUUUAGGGACCAUAAUGCAAUUCUUAAGAAAUGGGCGUGGCUUCACAACGUUUUCAGAUUUGAAGAAAAUGUAGGAAAAUAUUUUUUAUUUUACCUUUAUUUAAAUAUGCAGCCGGUGAGAGUGGAUACAAAUUCAUUGCUUUAACUAAUUUUCACAAAUGUUAACAAAAUGUUGAGCAAUGUAAUAAAGAAAUUACUUUUCAAAUAAGUUACAAUGCACGUUAUGUUGGCUGACAGUUUGCUAGCUACGCUAUCCUUACUAUCCGCAUAGCAUUACAUCAAUAUGUGCCGGUGGGUUAGCUAGUUACCUAACGUUAGUCGUCUACUAAUACAUCGAACUUAUCAGGCAGUAUAUAACAUUUCUGCUAUCUAACAAACUACCCAACAUUUAUUGACUUGAUUAUUCACAUCAUUCUUAGCUAAGUGGUAUAGUUGUUGUGGUUUCAAUGGACAUUGUUCAUUCUGGCUAUCUACUCCCGUUUCAGAGCAUUCUCACGCAGAAUAACUGAUGAAUUUACGAACGCUCAACACCCGUUGAAUAUGGCCGGUGUCAGUAAACGUCGGCAAAACAAAGCGUAAUUAAAUUGUUGCCAGCAGCACAGUUACCAGCGCUCUGGAUAAAAAGGAAACAGCCUAACCAGCUCUGAUAGGGUGUCGCCCAUCUUCCCCAUUAUCCCCUGGGUACUUAUACCUGUGUUCUCUGUUUGUCUGUUGCCAGUUCGUCUUGUAUGUCAAGUCAACCAGCGUUUUUGUCUCAGCUCCUGCUUUUCCCCAGUCUCUCUCUUCCUCGCCCUCCUGGUUUUGACCCUUGCCUGUCCUGACCCUGAGCCCACCUGCCUGGCCCUGAGCCUGCCUGCCUGACCACUCUGCCUGGCCCUGAGCCCGCCUGCCUGACCACUCUGCCUGGCCCUGAGCCUGCCUGCCAUCCUGUACCUCUGCCCCUACUCUGGAUUACCGACCUCUGCCUGUCCUGACCCUGAGCCUGCCUGCCAUCCUGUACCUUUGCCCCACUACUAUGGAUUAUUGACCCCUCCCUGCCUUGAUCUGUCAUUUGCCCGCCCCUGUUGCUGUAAUACACAUUGUUACGUCAACACAGUCUGGGUCUUACCUGAAACGUGAUAGAAUGGUAAUAUGUUGUUAGUGGGUUUUUGAAUAGCACUCUGAUAAUGCCAUAUUUUAGUGAAUUGAAGAAGCUGGGGUUUCAAUACAAGGUUAAAUAAUGAAUAGGUUUGAGCUUUCAGACUGACAAAAUAGAUAAGCUGCUAGUGACAGGAAGUAGUACUCACUGAACUCAAACAGACUGUAAGGGACAAAAUGGGACAUUUGGAGCAGAGGUAUAAACAGCUGAAUGGGAGGUAAUGUCAUCUAUAACAAUCAUCUGUUUCCAUUACAUGGAACAGUGUUUAAAAUAAAGUUAGUCCAAGUAAUGUUUUAUUAUUGAAUAUUAAGCUGAUAAGACAGAACCAACUUGUUGAAGGAUCUAAUAGAUGUGAUAAACAGGGUUUAUAUUUAGACUAAAUCAAUGAUAAGACAGAACCAACUUGUUGAAGGAUCUAAUAGAUGUGUUAAACAGGGUUUAUAUUUAGACUAAAUCAAUGAUAAGACAGAACCAACUUGUUGAAGGAUCUAAUAGAUGUGUUAAACAGGGUUUAUAUUUAGACUAAAUCAAUGAUAAGACAGAACCAACUUGUUGAAGGAUCUAAUAGAUGUGAUAAACAACAGGGUUUAUAUUUAGACUAAAUCAAUGAUAAGACAGAACCAACUUGUUGAAGGAUCUAAUAGAUGUGAUAAACUACAGGGUUUAUAUUUAGACUAAAUCAAUGAUAAGACAGAACCAACUUGUUGAAGGAUCUAAUAGAUGUGUUAAACAGGGUUUAUAUUUAGACUAAAUCAAUGAUAAGACAGAACCAACUUGUUGAAGGAUCUAAUAGAUGUGAUAAACAACAGGGUUUAUAUUUAGACUAAAUCAAUGAUAAGACAGAACCAACUUGUUGAAGGAUCUAAUAGAUGUGAUAAACAACAGGGUUUAUAUUUAGACUAAAUCAAUGAUAAGACAGAACCAACUUGUUGAAGGAUCUAAUAGAUGUGAUAAACUACAGGGUUUAUAUUUAGACUAAAUCAAUGCAACAUGUUGAAAAUAGGGCUCUGGGAUUGUUUUAUUUUCUGAGUUUUAAUUGACACUUAAAUUAUUUUGAAGAGAAAUGUACUGAAAAAAAAUAUGUAAACCUGCUAUACAAAAUGUAUGAAAUGUUUUAAAUGUUUUAAAAUAAUUAGUCUGAGGUCGGGGGAAAGGAAAAGGAAAGAAACAGUAAUUUAAAGGGGUUGAAUGACCUCUGACCUGACUUUAUAGUGUGGUUUGAUACAAUUAUUUCAUUAUGGAGUUAUUAAAGGUAGUAAUUCUAA
Molecule: messenger RNA, 12807 nt
Organism: Salvelinus fontinalis (brook trout)
Lineage: Eukaryota; Metazoa; Chordata; Actinopteri; Salmoniformes; Salmonidae
Exons: 19
Coding region: 1844-6853 (1669 amino acids)
Molecular function (GO): protein binding
Source: RefSeq, a predicted model, not a curated record